Chaetomium strumarium is the source of this 1344-nucleotide messenger RNA. RefSeq lists its product as uncharacterized. Lineage: Eukaryota; Fungi; Ascomycota; Sordariomycetes; Sordariales; Chaetomiaceae. The coding region runs from base 257 to 1165 and encodes 302 amino acids. The transcript has 2 exons. The record is from RefSeq and is a predicted model, not a curated record.
CACAGCACUUUCUUACGACGGACUGGCAUCAAUGAGUUAUAAAAUCGGUGGCCGCGGCCGAAUCGUUUGUCGACGGAGUCCAAUUUUCUAGCACCCCUUUUUCCCUCGGUAGCACUUCCUCCCUUUCCUCCCACAAUCCUCGUAAGUCGUAACAGACCCCUGAACAUAGAUUUGCUUGCUGUCGCUCACGGAUCCUGUAUACACCCACCACCAGGGCCCCCGCUGCCAGACAUUGUACUGUAGCGCAGCGGCAGCCAUGAAGUUCGAAACCGUCUUCGCGGCAGGGGCCUGGCUCGCGUGCACGGCGACAGCCAUCGGGCCGGCGUCGCCCAAGUCGCCGCCACGCCUCAAGGGCCACCCGGCCAAGAUGGACAACUGGCGCUGGCCCAACCCGUUCGCGCACCAAGAGAAGCAACAACAACAACAAGAAAAGAAAUUCGCCGCGGCCUGCGACGUCGAGCGCACCUUCGCGGCGCGGGAAUUUCUGCUCGACGACCUCGCCGAGAACCCGCCCGCGGGCCUGCUGCCGUACCGCGACGCGCUGCGGGACGUCUUCUCGGCGCGCGAGUACCCGGGCAGCUGGGACGGCAUCGACCCGCACGGCUACGACCGCAACCUGCUGGCGAUGCGCUACGCCGACGUGCCGCUCCGGGUGCGCGAGUGGAUCGAGGAGCAGGAGCGGCGCGACGGGCCGGGGAAGGGGCUCUUUGCCGUCUACCAGGUUCCCCUCUCCGGCACCAGGGUGUUGGAUACCGUCAAGGUCCCCGCCGAGACGCCCGUGAGCGAGGAGUGGCGGGCCCGGGACGAGGGGCGCAUCGCUAUCUUUGCGCCGGGGGCGCUGCAUGAGGCGCUGCCGCUUUGGGUGGCCGAGGGGAGUGGCUGCGAGGAAGCGCUCCUCGAUCUCUCUAGGUAUAGCGCCGAGCUGGUCGACGGCGGCGUCGUGGCGUACCCCGUUCACCACAGCCUCCCCAAGCGGUCGCAGAACAUGCGGGAUAUGGAGUUCACGGUCAAGGCUCAGGUGCUGAAGCUGAAGGAGGGUGAGGAUGCCGAGGGUGUGGAGGCAGUUCAGAAGGCCGAGGAGACUCAAAAUGUCGAGGAGGUGCAAGCGGAUGAGAAGGCGAGUUCAUCAAGGGACACCAAUAGUGCCGGCAAGGACGAGCUAUGAGCUGCAUCUUCUUUGGGGUUGGAGGGAAAUGGACCGAGAUGAUGCCGUGGUAUACACCUGUACAAUAUCUACUUAGCGAUAAAUAGUGAGCUGUGACUGCUAAUUGGCUUAUGAUUUCCGUGACAACCCACGCGGAAUGUCCCUCUUCUCCGGGAGACUGCCGUAAUAUGGUGUUCAAA